CACUUUCCAGUAGUUCGACAACUUUGCCUUCGAGAGUCGCAGACGGAACGUUACUUCUUGCUGUGUUAUGUAACGGCCAGCUUGUAUCUGCCGACGUGACUAGGUGGUACAGCUAGUCUGGGCCGGUCCAGUUAACGUUGGGCUAGUUGGGAGGUAACGACGUUACACCAAACUGUGCAAUGCAUAUGCUAGCGUCAAACGGAUCCAUCAUGGACUUGGACUCGGAGUUGGUGAAAAUUAAAGCACACUACUGCGGGGACAUGUUGAUCGCAGACUUGGCAGCCACGAUAACCUUUGUGCAGUUGCACGAGGAGGUGAGAAAGAUGUGCAGCGUUACCAAGCCCAUCACACUCAAGUGGAUCGAUGAUGAAGGCGACCCUUGUACCAUCUCGUCUGAGAUGGAGCUGGAGGAGGCCUUUCGUAUUUACAAUCGAACCAAGAGGUCUGGUCUACUGCUGCACGUCUUCCCCAGUAUCCCAGAUCGGCCUGGCAUGCCCUGCCCUGGAGAAGACAAAUCGAUCUAUCGCCGAGGAGCCAGAAGAUGGAGGAAGCUCUACAGAGUCAACGGACACCUCUUCCAGGCCAAGCGCUUUAACAGGAAAGCCUGCUGUGGCCUCUGUGCUGAAAGGAUAUGGGGGCUGGGCAGGCAGGGCUACAAGUGUAUCAACUGCAAACUGCUGUUCCAUAAGCGCUGUCACAGACUCAUCCCUCAGACCUGCCAAAGGCUUAUGGAUCCAGUCAUGCCAUCACAGGAGCCCCCUUCAGAUGCCAAGAGUGAAGAAGUGGACGUUCCACCAGAGGAUACAGACGGAAUACCUUUUCUACCACACAACUGUACAGUGGAUAAAACAGAGGAUGCAGAUACAGAGGACAUCAAAGCAGUAGUGGAUGGCCUUGAUGGCAUCAAGCUGUCCCAGGGCCUGGCUCUCGGGCUGGGGGACUUCGACCUGCUCCGAGUGAUCGGGCGCGGCAGCUACGCCAAGGUCCUGCUGGUCCGGCUAAAGAAGAACAAGCAGGUGUAUGCCAUGAAGGUGGUGAAGAAGGAGCUGGUCCAUGAGGACGAGGAUAUUGACUGGGUGCAGACGGAGAAGCACGUGUUCGAGCAGGCGUCCACCAAUCCAUUUUUAGUAGGCCUCCACUCCUGUUUCCAGACAGAAAGUCGGUUAUUUCUGGUGAUUGAAUAUGUGAACGGCGGGGACUUGAUGUUUCAUAUGCAAAGACAAAGGAAGCUCCCUGAAGAGCAUGCAAGAUUUUAUGCUGCUGAAAUUUGUAUCGCCCUGAACUUCCUGCAUGAAAAGGGCAUCAUUUACCGAGACCUGAAGCUGGACAACGUUCUCUUGGAUCACGAGGGACACAUCAAGCUCACAGACUACGGCAUGUGCAAGGAGGGGAUCAGACCAGGUGACACCACGAGUACCUUCUGUGGAACACCAAACUACAUUGCACCCGAGAUCCUCAGAGGAGAGGACUACGGCUUCAGUGUGGACUGGUGGGCUCUGGGCGUGCUGAUGUUUGAGAUGAUGGCUGGGAGGUCCCCAUUCGAUAUUAUCACCGACAAUCCUGACAUGAACACAGAGGAGUACCUCUUUCAAGUUAUUCUUGAGAAGCCCAUUCGCAUCCCAAGGUCUCUGUCAGUGAAAGCUGCCAGUGUCCUCAAAGGCUUUCUGAACAAGGAUCCCAAGGAGCGGCUGGGAUGCCAGGUCCAGACGGGCUUCACAGAUAUCAAGGCACACACAUUUUUCCGCAGUAUAGACUGGGACCAGCUGGAGAAGAAAGAGAUGACGCCACCCUUCAAACCUCAAAUCACUGAUGACUACGGCCUCGAAAACUUUGACACACAGUUUACCAAUGAACCAGUGCAGCUAACGCCAGAUGAUCCGGACGUCAUCAAGAGAAUAGACCAGUCAGAGUUUGAGGGAUUUGAGUACAUCAACCCCCUGCUGCUAUCCACAGAAGAGUCUGUAUGAAGGGGAGACGAGCUUCCUCCUUCGCCCACCUACUGUCUGUCCAAGCUGCCGUCUCAGCCAAAAAACACUCACAAGCCAACUCUGAAAGGCGAGGAGGAGGAAGAGUAAAGGACAACAGGAAGGAGGACCUCACCCUCUGGACCUUGUCAACGAGGCAGAGCAAACUGGAGAAUGGGAAAGGUUCCUUCCUGGACCGUUCAGAUUGUAUCGUUGGAAUACCAAACUCGUCUUUUCUUGGUAUCUACAAGGAAUACAAAGACUUCAAGAACAUUCCCUGACGUUAUGUUGUCUUCUCCUUUUCUGUUCUGUUUCUCCUUCGGCUUCAUUCCGUUGUCCAUCCUCAUGUCAAAGCUUCAUGAUUUGAACUGUUUCAUUCCGUGCCUGCCACCAUGAACACAUCUCACAUCCCUGGAGAAAUAUGACAGUUCUGUUGAAGAACUUGAAAUUGUACGUGCACUUUUUUUCUUUUGAUUAAUUUUGUUCUAUUUUGGGGGAGGAGGGGCGCAACACCUCACACAAAACAAGAAUGUAGAAUGACAAAAGAAACAAAAUUAAGUCAUUAUUGUGUAUUAUAUUGUAGGUAGUGAAUCCAGAAUUGAUGCCCUUUUAUUGAUGCAAGUGGCACAUUUUCAUCCUAAACUGAUUUCUUUUUGUUAUCUUAUUGGAUUUUCACUAAUGGGUGGGGGGGUGACAACUUUUUCUUUUUAUUUAAGAAGUGCCUCUAAGAUCUUAUUGAUUACCAUGGCUCUGAUUGCACUUAUCUAUGAUAGAACAUUUCUUCACCCAUUCUGGCUUCAGUCAGUAAAGACCAACUGAUACCAUGGCUAGACUUACAGCGUUGGUCCAGACCGCUCAGAUGUUUUAUGGAAUCAUGGAGCACACUCGCAUCUGUCCUGAAAAAUGACUGCAUCUUUCUAGUUUUAAUAGCGUAGAACAGUUUAUUUGUGCCAAGCAAACAUCAGAUUUGACAAGUAAGAGACAAAGCAUUUUCACAACACCAUGAUCGUUUAGAAAUGUCAGAUGGCCGUCGUCCAUACAGUCCCGUAUCGGUAUAAAAGGUGUACACGGGCCACGAUUGACCUGCUGCC
Messenger RNA from Cyclopterus lumpus (lumpfish), 3055 nucleotides. RefSeq names its product protein kinase C, zeta (gene prkcz). Gene Ontology annotation, molecular function: ATP binding; protein serine/threonine kinase activity; protein binding. Gene Ontology annotation, biological process: protein phosphorylation. The record is from RefSeq and is a predicted model, not a curated record. NCBI's taxonomy places the organism in Eukaryota, Metazoa, Chordata, Actinopteri, Perciformes, Cyclopteridae. The transcript is spliced from 18 exons. The coding region runs from base 180 to 1967 and encodes 595 amino acids.